Tigriopus californicus is the source of this 4134-nucleotide messenger RNA. RefSeq lists its product as uncharacterized. Gene Ontology annotation, molecular function: G protein-coupled receptor activity. The transcript is spliced from 7 exons. Gene Ontology annotation, biological process: G protein-coupled receptor signaling pathway. NCBI's taxonomy places the organism in Eukaryota, Metazoa, Arthropoda, Copepoda, Harpacticoida, Harpacticidae. Gene Ontology annotation, cellular component: membrane. The record is from RefSeq and is a predicted model, not a curated record. The coding region runs from base 884 to 2470 and encodes 528 amino acids.
AAGAGAACUUCCCACGCAAGUCCCUCGGAAACUCGCUUUCCCAGUUUGAACGAGAACCACGGAGAAGAGAACAGACAGUUCGUCCAAGUCUGUUCUCAAAGCAGCUCAAUGUUUGGCGUUCUUGGGUCGAUAGAACUCUACUCUUUUCCAAUCACGUUCAUUGAGUCAUAAACAAAAAUCACGGCUGAUAUUAUCAGAUUUGUUUCUGUCAUUGUGAAACGAAAUCAAGUGGGGAAACUUCUCCUUUGGACACUUAUUUUACCGGGUCAGUGAUGUAUUUAGUGAUGGAAUUCGGGUCCCGUUUGACCGAGACCUUGAGUGAAUAAUGGACAAUGGAACAUUUUUCCGCACUCGCCCACUGGAAUAGUCAAUAGAGGAAAGUCGAAGGCUGGAUUGAGAAUGAAUGAAGGGAAUGAAGCCAGUAUUUCAUCCUGAUUCCUCGUUGGUGUGGCCAUUUAUCUUAGGUGCUAAAAAGGGAUGGUUCGUCGUGAAUGCCAUUGAUAGCGGAGCAAAAAAGCCCGUCUGGAGUGUUUUGUGACCCAUAGGUUGGAGACACUUCUCGUGAUAGAGCAUACUUUCCACGACGAGGAAAUCAGCAAUAAAAAUGCUCUGGAAUGGCUCAUUCCGAGACCAUUUAUCCGCACUUCAAAACUUCUUUUUGCCAUUGAUCUCAGGCCGAACUUCACUUUUAGUAGAGUCGUCCAGGUACUUUUCAAUCUCGGAUUGUUCAUUGUCAGUACUCACCCUGAAGAAGUUGGAGGAGAUAUCAAAAGAGCAAACGAAGACGAACGAACCGAUUGUUCCCAGUGUAUUGAUGGAGAUGAUGACUAGAUAUCUGAGUGCCUUUUCAGACUGAAUUGAGGCGGAAAAGUGCGCCAUUAAAAUGAACGAUAGUUCUGUCCCAUUGGGGGCCACACAUCGUCGACUUCUGUCCCACUUGAACUCUACGUGGGACGCUGAAGGUACUGAAGGUGCUGAAGGUACUGAAGGUGCUGAAGGUGCUGAAGGUUCCGAAGACUAUUAUGAGAAUCUAUUCCAAUGGAUGACUGAAGGUCUGCUCAUCUUUAUCAUCGGAAUCAUCGGUUUAGUGGGAAAUGGCAUCUCGAUAUGGACCUUCUCACGUCAACGGAUCCAUCGCAUCUUUCACAAUCUGCUCCUCGUCUUGGCCAUCUUCGACAUCUUGUAUGUUGUAUGCUCCAUUCACUUGUUCUCACUUCGAAUAUUCUGGCCAGAAUACGACCAAUUGGUUCGCAUCCCGUCCCUGCCCAUUGUCAUUCCAUUUGCGCAGAUUGGCUUAAUGGGCAGCACUUAUUGUACGGUAGCUCUGGCCUUGGAGAGGUUCCUUGCUGUGUGCUAUCCGUUUCUACCUCGAAGACACGUGUAUUCCACGCGGACCUUUGUCAUCCCCGUGGUUGUGUUCACAAUGCUUUAUAAUGUGCCCAAGUUCUUUGAGCUGACGGUGGUUCGGAUCCCCUCGUUUCUGGAUAACACAACCAACUGGGAGAGUGUGAACGAAACGACUUUCGUUAGUGAGCAUGGGUGCUACGUUUACAAUAAUGCCACGGACACCUACAACUUGGACAACUACACGGGUCCAUUAAUGUUCGAGCUGAAGCCCACCUCGCUCCGUUUGGACCGGAUAUACAUUCGAGUGUACAUUUUAUGGAUGAACCUGCUCCUUCUGAUCCUGGGACCGUUCAUUGUGAUCAUUGUGCUGAACUUUCGAGUUUAUCGCCGUAUAAAGCAGUUUGAACAAACUCUUCUCAACGACACUCUGAGGGUCUGCUUCACACGGGUUCCCAAUCCCAACGGGAGUGGCCUCACUCAGAAUCUGCCUCUCCAUCAAAUCCACCAUCGGAACAGCAUGGGAGCACCAGAAAUGGACCGAGGGGGGACCGACCGGAGAGGAGCCACGGACACCAUUGAGGAAGAGAGUGGAUCGUUGAUCAGGAAUGGCAGCACUCUAUUCAAAGGUCUCCGCAAACGGAGACGAAAAUCCUCGGCCAACACGCCGCGGAGACGGGAGGUGCAGCUCUCCAAGAUAUCCAUUUACAUUGUCCUGAUGUUUGUCAUUUGUCACAGCGUUCGAUUGAUCCCUAAUACGUACGAGAUGGCGCAUACCUACAGUCGGGAUUAUGACAACACUCUUCUACCUUGGCCUUUGUGGGUGGCCAGAGUGACCAAUUUGAGCCACGUGCUCUUGACCUUGGUCUGCUCGUCGAACUUCUUCAUCUACUACUUCAAGCACGGCAACAUUUGUCGGAAGAAAUCGUGGCAAAACUGCGAGAACAAGUACGGCAAUGCUCCCACGACAGCAGGAAUCGGUACUACAACCAAUGGAUGUACGGCCUUAACAGAAAUCUCUGAGAACUUUUCACGGGCAGAUUCGUUCCUGUCGACAAGUGGAAGUUGCUUAUGUUUAUCGAACCGGCUUAGUGGUCUUCGAUCGAUGUCGUGCUUUGCUUGUUAAUGUUUUCGUUUUCACGUAAUGUCAAUCUACUGCACAAUCUUUGCAUGGUCUUGAAGUGACGCAUGAUUCUUGGACUUUAGAAAGGCUUCUCAGACAAUCAUUCAGGUGACUAUUGUUAUCUUCUGAUUUCAUUCUAGUACACAGGUUUCAAAGGACAUUGAAUCAUAUCGAAAGUAGGAUCGCUUAACCUACUUAAAGCUCAAAGGAAAAGUGAUUACUCGAACUGGUAUGCUUAUACGGUGACUGCCAAGUGACGAUCUUUUCUCCCAUUUUUUCUUUCUCCUAUACAAAACCACACACCUUCAAGAGAAAAAACCAGACAAUGUGAAAUAAUAUCUUUAUCUCAAUGUCACAUAGAAUUGUAUGGAUGGAUGUUUUAUUAUUUACCAUACUGUUCUUUCAUUCAAAGAGAGCACUUUCUCUUUCUCCAAUGAUCUAGUUCCCUAACCAUGAUUUGAUAUUGUCGGUUUGGUUCAUUUUUUGGCCACAAAAACUUGCUCCCUGAGUCUAUAAUUUACUUGGGGGAACAACACCAUGCUACAAAUAAAUGCAAUCGUCACUAACUGGGUCAUUUUUUCGAAAUAUGGCGCGGCUUCAAGUGAUAAAAUGGGGUUACUACGUGUGGUUGAUUGAGCUGGAUAUCAUUAUCAAUUAUUCUGGUUUCAAAUUAGGAUUGUUAUGAACAAGUACUUCCAGUGAUCAGAAUGCCCAAUCAGGCCCUUUUUUUAAUUUGAACAACAAAACACUUCUAUUGGCCUCUGUGAAACUAUAUUGAACAUACCCUAUUUCCAUUUUUAAUUCAAAAACUUCCUGAGCCAUUUCAAGCACAUAAUUGAACAACUUUACAAGCUUUUUUUUGAGGUAAAUUUGUCUUUUGUAUUAUCAUUGUUUUCACCUCGAUGUUGUCGUUGUUGUUGUUAGUUAGUUAUCUCAUUUUCAAUGAUUCCGCGAAUCAAUUACCACGUUUCUGUAUCGUCUUUUUGGUCUUAUUUUGAUUCCGUCUAUUGGUUCUUGAUUGUUGAGCACCUCGAAUUACUCAAUGCCGAUCUUGUUUGCAUUCCAGAUAUCGAUCCCAACGUAGUCGUUCUCGUUCCCCCCGACCGAAAACGACUCUGAAAACCACCUCAACCUCGUUUAAAGAAGAGGACAUGCUUUGAAUUGUGUGAACAUUGCGGUGCGGUGUGUGGAAAUUGCCAAAUUGAUUUAGUAUAUGUUUCACAACCCACAAAUACAGGAACUCAAGCAUGAAAUCAGAGUUGAUGGAUGGGGGUACACCAGAGAGAAAGACAAACACACAAGCAUGCUGAUGUUCCCCUGAGGGCGUCAAAAACUUUCUGUUCUGCCUCGUCGGGAAAUUCCAUAGCACCACAAGAAUCAAAUGUGGGUAUGCAGUUUAGGCUAAACUGCUCACCUCUCCCACACACACAAAACCUGCCCUCUGUAUUGUCAAAUCCAACUCAUUUUUGUUACAUUUUGUCAGAUAUUCACUUUUGUCAGUCUGUAUUAUUAUUUCUAUCAUCAUCAUGAAUCAUAUGAACUUUUUUCCUCUCUUAAAGCUGUACGUGGCUAUUCCCAAGCUCAGGUGUUGUGGACGUAAGAUCCCCAAUAUUGUUCACUAUUGUUACUGAUUGACGUUCAAUAAAUGGAGUAUUCAUGUAAACUGA